AUGACGACGAACAAUUUUUUGGAUUUGUGGAUGAGACUUACUCUCGACGACUUGCAGAGCAUUGCACCGCCGACGUUUGGAGGUAUGCACCUCGUCCCUUGGGACGCAACGAAUGAAGUUACUAGUAGAUUAUCAUCAAAUUGCUCCCUCACACCUGAGCCAAAGCCAGAUGGACCUCAGCUUGCCCCACUCGCACCAGUAAUUGCCAACGCGCAUCUGGUUGUUCAAGUUGCGCGCGUUGGCACCACAGUAUCGCUCUGUGGUCUCAUUGCUGAUAGGAUCUACGUCCAAGCGGGCAUCGAAGCAAGUCUCUUCCGCCUCGCGAACCCUUCCCUGAACAGUCUAGCCGGCAAGGCGUGUACUGAGCCGUUGAGGGCGCAGAGUACCCUCUGCGUUGGGCCGACCUGUUCCUGGAACGUGACGACAGCUUCUUCAGAGAGCUCUUUGUCUUCUCGCUCGGCUGGUGUUACGAGAAGCGACGAGUACAGGGAGACGGCCCCUUGUAAAGGUGAAUUGAGAAAGACUUGGAAAGGUAAUUGGUCCUAA
Messenger RNA from Colletotrichum godetiae, 546 nucleotides. RefSeq lists its product as uncharacterized. Lineage: Eukaryota; Fungi; Ascomycota; Sordariomycetes; Glomerellales; Glomerellaceae. The transcript has 4 exons. The record is from RefSeq and is a predicted model, not a curated record. The coding region runs from base 1 to 546 and encodes 181 amino acids.